AUGAAAAGUUAUGAAAAAGAUACAAAUAUCAUUAAUCCAAUCAAGUUAGAAACUGCUGUGGAAAACGCUAGUACUGGUGGUUACCCCAAAUUAAUAGAGCCUAUAUAUGUUUUAUUGGGAAAUAUUAUAAAGACUCUUGAAGUGAUAUCAAGUACUGAAGCUAAUACUAUUACUGAUGACAGAAUAAUCCAGUUUAAAAAUCAUAUGCAAUCAUUUAUUGAUCGACUCUUGAAGGCCAAUUUAGAAGAUUUUGAACUUGAUAAAGCAGCUAAUUUUGAUAUGGCUACAAAUCUAGGUUUAAAAAAUAAUUUAUAUGCUAAUCUUUUGUUAGGCAUUUAUGAGACUUCAAUGGAAUAUGUCUUUUUAAAUUAUGGUAUCACCCACGAUUCAUCUGAGAAGUUACUAGCAUUAUUUAAAAAACGAAAGAUAUUGAUUGGGAUUUUAAAAGACAUCUCAACAAACGAAAAGGGAAAAAAAAAUACAAAUUUUACAGUCAAAUCCUCUAUAAGUUUAGGGUUUGCUUCUAAAAUUUUUCAAGCAGUCUUUUCAUCAAAUGACGAAAUUAUGCAUAGUCUUCGUUCUGAUAUUGAUUUUGCACAUUUUAUUGUAACAAAUACCUGCAAUAGUUUAAAACUUGCUAUUAAUGAUCCUUAUUGUCAUCAAGAUAAUGAAUGUUUUAAUAGUAGCGUAGAUAUCUGUAGAACUUAUAUAUCCAUACUUGUACAUGAAGACUCCGAUAGUAUAUAUGCAAAUCAACAAGCUAGUACUACCAAAAAAACAUCCUCAGUCUUAGGCUCUAUUGCUACGUCGGUUCUAUCAAUCAUGGAUAUUGUCAGUCAUAUAUGGCCUGACCGAUUAAUUGAAUUCCUUAGACAACUCUCGCCAGAUAUGAGUACCAGUGUCAUCACUAAAAACUCUGUUAUUACAAAUGUCAAUAUGCAACUUAAAGAGGUUGUGCUCAAAUAUCUAUCAGGGCGUACACCAAUCUAUAAAGAGGCUUCUAAUGUCAUACGUAUAAUUGCUUUUCUAUGCACGAAAUUAGAAAAGAAAGAUAAUGAUUUCCUCAAACACGCCUGUUCAAUUAUGGAUUGGUUGAAUUGCUUGGCAAAAGAGCGACCGAUGGAAGAAGUAGGUUUAGCAAAGGACAUUAUGGCAUUGUUGAUCCAGCUUAGUGGUAUGACAGGUAAAUUUGACACAAUUCAAGACAUUUGUGAAGAUAUCCAUCAAUUUACAGGCGAUCUGGAAGUACUUCAGGAAGAGUCGCAGCUGGAACAGCCACCAAUCAAAUAUCAAAUUGUGAAUCAUAAAACCUUCACCGCAAUAACUUCCAAAGUUUUUGAAUUUUUAGAUGCUUCUUUCGAUGAUCUUACAUGGUGUAUAGGAAGAUUAAAAAUUUCUUCUAUAAGGUCCUUUGAUGACACAGCAAAAGAGUUUGAAAAAGACUUAUGCCAGCGUUUGAUUUCUAUCAUGAACAUACUGAGUGAAUUAGUAAAAUCUAUAUUAACUGAUUUUCACGCUGAAAGCCUCUUUAAAACUUUGGCUAAAGCAUAUAAAACACUACAUACACUUGUGAAAUAUAAACUUAAUUUCGUACAAGAUGUUUCACCUGAUUUUAUCAAUGUGAUCAGUAAAUGUGGUACAGAAAUUACCGAAAAAAUGUAUAAAUUUUUAACAAUCUAUGGACAAUCACAGAGUCAAGAUUUAACUGAACGUCGAUCAAAAAAAGAUAAAAGAAAAGAAGUAGACAUAAAAAGAAAAGCUAAAAUACAACGUGAAUCAAAGAUGAUUCCUAACUUGAUCUUUGCUGUUGAGCAAUUUGAACGGCACUUAAUUCAACUGAGUAGAAAGUCAAGAGUUGAUUUUAUGCAAUAUAUGAAGCGUAGUACUUCACGUGAUUUUAGAAUUCAGUUAGAUAGAAUACAACAGGAAAGCUCAGAUGAAGAAGAUGUAAAAAAGAGACCUAAUAAUGAAGAAGCUGGUGAAUCAUCUAAAAGAGCUAGACUUUCAUAA
Messenger RNA from Cokeromyces recurvatus, 2010 nucleotides. Its product is annotated as FANCI solenoid 4-domain-containing protein. The record is from RefSeq and is a predicted model, not a curated record. Gene Ontology annotation, molecular function: DNA polymerase binding. NCBI's taxonomy places the organism in Eukaryota, Fungi, Mucoromycota, Mucoromycetes, Mucorales, Mucoraceae. The coding region runs from base 1 to 2010 and encodes 669 amino acids. Gene Ontology annotation, biological process: DNA repair. The transcript has 5 exons.